AUGCCUGCCCAAAAUGCAUAUUCCAAACGUUCUUCCCUCUCAGGCGUGCCCGCACCUAUCGAAUUGGACUCCGAUUCUGACUUCAACCCUGGUACUUACAUACCUGAGCCCAAAAAGAAGAAGCAGAAGACCAAAACAACCGUAGCGGGACCUUCACGCAAGAGACGACGAGCGGACGCUCUCGAAGACCCUGGGUCUUCUCCGAAGCGUCGAAAGCGUGUGCGGUCUGUAGGCAUCACGGAUCCCAAUCCUCUCCAGAAAUAUUUUGGCGAUGACCUUGACCUACACUCAGAGUCGGAAGGAGAGGACUCGGAUGUCCCGAACUUCGCCAAAUCUCACUCGGAGUCUGAGGCCGAAGAAAGUGACGGAGACGAGCGAAAGCGGUAUCUGGCUGCACGGAAGGCUAAAGCUUCCAAGCCGCGGACGCUGCCUUCGUCAAAUCCAAGUGCUAAGCCUAUUGUUGUUGCUGACGAUGAUGACUCCGUGACAGAGCCGGAGUCAGACCCCGGGCUUCCGUCCUUACGGAGCAUACCUCAGCCAAGUGGCUCAAAAAGCACCGCCCCGCUGAAGAAUAGCACUAUACCCCCGUCAAAUGCCGAUGACUCUGUAACAGAAUCUGAGACUGAACCCGAGACGGAAUCCGAAACUGAACCGGAGUCAGACGAGGAUAUGGGCAAAAUUUCUAUUCAUGGAACGGCGCAGAAAGUCCUUCAGAAACCAAACCCUCCGGCCAACGAGCCGAAUUCCGAAACAGAAUCCGAAUCUGAGCCGGAGGAACUCAAAAACGUCAAACUCCGCCCGCGACCCGGUUUUCCUCUGGCCCCGAACCAGCGACCCGGCGAGGCGCUCGUUCUUGAUGAAGAGCAGGGCAUCAAGAUCCCAGUACCCAUCAACACGUACCUCCGCGAUUAUCAGCGGGAUGGCGUCAAGUUCCUGUGGAGACAAUAUAAUCAAGAAUGCGGAGGACUUCUUGGAGACGAUAUGGGUUUGGACUUCAAGCUCGGUCGAUUGGACGUAGUAAUAACUACAUUUGACCUCGCCCGUCGGGAGAUCAACCUGCUCGAUGAUCUCGCAUGGAGCUGUAUCAUUGUUGACGAAGUCCACCGCGUGAAGAACGAAGCCGCCAAAAUCACGUUGGCAUACCAUCAGUUCAAGUGUCUACGCCGUUUCGGCCUCACAGGAACGACCAUCCAGAAUUCCUACAAAGAGAUGUGGACCAUACUCGACUGGACAAACCCUGAUAAGUUAGGAACGGUAAAGCAGUGGAACGGAUAUGUAGUCAAACCGUUGACUAUGGGACAGUCGGCGAGUGCCACUGAGGAGGAGAGGGCGAAGGCAUUGGUGGUGGCGGUUAUUCUGAGAGAUAAAAUUCUGCCAGAAUUCUUCCUUCGAAGGACGAAGGAUAUUAUCAAAGACCAGCUACCUCAAAAGACGGACCAAGUUGCUUUCUGUCCUUUGACGGACAGACAAAUCGCUGCGUACAAGCACCUCCUCAACAUGGAGCCGCUGCAAAAUUUGGUGAAUAGAGAUAAACCAUGCCCGUGUGGUUCUCACCAGUCACGGAAGAGCUGCUGUCACCCAUUUGUGGUCGGAGACGUUUUCAAAUUCAUGUCGAUUCUCAUCAAACUGUCCAACCACCUUGGCCUUAUUCUACCCGGUCCAAGUGAUACUGCGGAACAAACUGCUAGGAAUCGAGCACUUGCAGAAAUAGCAUUCCCAGAUGGGAAUAUCCCGAAAUACGGGACUGCCAUGAUGCAGCCGCAAUAUUGCGGAAAGUGGGGGGCUUUAGAAGUGCUUCUCAAAGAAUGGAGGAAGGACAAGUCAAAUAAGGUGCUCAUAUUCACCAAGUCUGUCAAGCUUCUGGAGAUGCUGGAAUUCCACCUGGGAACGAAGGGCUAUGGAUUUCUCAAACUUGACGGGAGUACGAAACAAGUCGACCGUAUGCCGAUGAUCGACCAGUUCAAUCACGAUCCGGACGUCUACGUUUUUUUGAUCUCGACCCUGGCGGGUGGAACGGGACUGAAUCUCACUGGAGCAAAUAAAGUCGUCAUAUUUGACCCCAAUUGGAAUCCUGCACAUGACUUGCAGGCCAUGGAUAGGGCCUUCCGCUUUGGACAGACACGAGACGUCGCCGUAUAUCGAUUACUUGGAGCCGGCUCGGUAGAGGAGCUCAUAUAUGCGAGGCAAAUAUACAAGCAACAGCAAAUGGCCAUAGGCUACGACGCCAGUGUGCAGACUAGAUACUUCCAAGGCAUUCAGGGCGACAAUGCCAAGAAGGGAGAACUUUUUGGUAUCGAGAACAUCUUCAAGCUCCACGAAGACAAGUUAGCUACCAAAAUGGCGAUUGAGAAAGCUAACCUGGCUGAGCUGGAUUGGGCUCUAGCAAAUCUGGAUGGUGGACCUCGCGGAAAGAAAUCCGCCAAACCAGCCAAUGAACUCGUUGAAGCUGAUGCGAAGAUUGGCAAGGAAGAGGGCAAUCUCAAAGGCUUAGGCGCUCUGUUGUUCGACGAUGCGCCUCCUCCGACUGUACCGCGUGAACAGGACAUCAUUCAAAAGACCCUCAACGCCAUCGGGGUAACAUACAGCCAUAUGAACGAUGAAAUCCUGGUACCAAGCAAGAUCGAAGCAGAACGUACAAAGCGAAGUCUCUUGAAUGUCAGAAAGAGGAAGAGCAAAGGAGCGGAGAAGGAGAAGGAGAAGGAGCCUUCGCCACAAUUCCAAUGGCCGCCCAAACGGCGCCAUCAUAAACCUCAACCUACCCCAGAGCAGCAACUUGCCUCACGACAUAAAGCCCUAAUUCGUCUUGGCAUGAUCAACAGCCCGGACGACGUGUCAAAUUUUGCGCACGAGUUCGCCCGUCAAUCGCCUGACGCCCAGCGCAAAAUUAUCGCAGAACUUGAUCAGUGGGCCGCGGAACAUCCUAUGUCAUCAGAUUCCGACUGA
This is a messenger RNA of Cyclocybe aegerita, 2943 nucleotides long. The record is from the annotation of a GenBank genome assembly. NCBI's taxonomy places the organism in Eukaryota, Fungi, Basidiomycota, Agaricomycetes, Agaricales, Hemipholiotaceae.